Molecule: messenger RNA, 2658 nt
Organism: Fusarium sp. VM40
Lineage: Eukaryota; Fungi; Ascomycota; Sordariomycetes; Hypocreales; Nectriaceae
Source: the annotation of a GenBank genome assembly
AUGUCCAACGACGACCCCUCUGUUCGCCGUAUUCUACCCCAACAGUCCCAGAUGAAUUCCUUUUCGUUCGCACCGCAGCCAUAUACGCAGCGCGAAACCCAAAAGAACUAUGUGUUCGUUGACGAACACAACCGCCAUAAGCGGCUGAAAGUUAUGAGAGCUUGCGAGGGUUGCCGAAGACGGAAAAUUAAAUGUGACGCCGCGACAACAAACACCUGGCCAUGCUCGGCCUGCAUAAGACUUAAGCUUCACUGCGUACGACCAAAUGGCUUCGAUGGAGCCAACGACUCGACGACUUAUGACACUUCGCCAAUGAACCCCUCGGAGCAAUAUCAGCAAAUGCCUAUGCAGCACCAAAUCAUGAACCAAGCCAACAAGCUUUCACCAGCUAACAUGUAUGGCACUCAACAAGGCUACCCUGAUGCACACGCCUCAUAUCAGCAUGUCCAGUAUGACACCUCUCAGCAGCCCGGAGGCAUGCCUUAUGGGGCUGUCCCACCCGGUUCGAUGAUGGAACAGCAGUAUGCAGGACAGAAUGUGUUUCCUACACCUCCCAUGCAGCAACCGCCCCCAACAGUACAACAGCAACCCUCCCCAGAAGCUUACUCUCCCGGAGAGUACCAACAUCAUGACCUCGCAGAUCUUUUGGGAACGCUCAAGGUCAAUGAGACGGGUACAGCACCGUAUCUUCGAAACAAGGCAUCGUUUAGGCGUGAGGAGGAGCCCGCCAUUGAAACUGCCGACGACUUCCCUGGCGCUCUCCCUCCGAUGAUGCCCGCGCCUGGCCAUAAAAUUCGCAUACCACCUGAGUUGAUGCCGGAUGACGAGACCGCAUUGAACUACUUCGAUCUCUAUUUCACCCAUGUCCACCCUUAUGUGCCCGUAUUAUGCAAAACAGUAUUCUACCAACAAUGGAAUACAGAUCGAGAAGCUAUUUCGCCAUUGAUCUUGGAAGCGAUUUUUGCAAUGGGUGAACGACUGGCAGAAGAGCCCAGUGAGGGCCAACAAUGGCUUGCCCUUGCCUCCAGACAUGCCGAUUCUUUCAUGGAUAUUCCUAGGCUGAGCACUCUUCAGGCUUUGCUCAUGAUCUUAAAGGCGCGAGAAGCUGCACCUAAGCGAGGAUAUUAUUAUCGUUCUUGGAUGACUAUCGUGCAGUGCGUUCAAAUGGGCAAAGAUUUGGGCUUGGAUGAACAUUACGAAGACCACCAAGCAGGCCUUUCCUGCGAGUAUACUCCUGUGGAGUGCCAACUUCGAAAGCGAUUGUGGCAGUUGGUCUUUGUGUGUGAGGUAAUGGUUGGAGCUCCUCAAGGACGACACGAUCAUGCUGUCAAACUCAGUUCAGUAGAUUUCAGUGCUGCCAGGCCAGUCCCUGGUUGCGAAGAGUCUGAGUAUCACAUAUCGCGCAAUUUCAGCUACUUCUCUCAAGUGGUGCGGACCGUCGCUACCAUGAGUAAAGUCUAUUCAAGACUUCGCAGACGAAAAGACUGGGGUGUCGACCCCGAAUUUCAGCAACUGGGACAAAGUUUCAACACAUGGCUGGCAGAGCUCCCUCCGGAUCUGUCCGUAUCCUUCCCACCAGACGGAUCACCUCCAUGGAUUCCAUCGCACUUUAUCGGCAACAUGCACGGAUACUACUAUCUUGCUAUGAUUCUCUUCCACCGACCCAUCCUGUCUUUCCUUGACCCCAACUCCCCCGAUGGACAGUGGAAGCGCCAUAUGAUGAUUUGCUACAGCUCUGCCAAGGCCUUGUGUCGUUUACAGGAAGCCACUCUCAACACCUUUGGACUCAUAGGACUCCAGUGCAUGCAGAGAGGCUUCAGCUUCUCUCUCUACGCUGGCCUCUCAUGCAUCGUCAUCCACCUGGUUGCAAUUGUUUCACCAGAUCCCGAGUUUAACACUGACGCUCGUGAAUACUUUACAAGACACAUGAGGGUUUUGGAGAAGGUGAUGGACGCCUGGUCUAUGCCCGAGCUGGAUAAGCAGAUCAAUGCCCUGCGAGAUGCUUUCUCGGCAGAUACACGAAAACCAUUCGUCUUGAAGCCCAGCUUUCCUUAUGGCAGCCCUCACCCCUCCACUCACUCCAGCCCACCUCGAGGUUCUGAGCCCUUCCGGCCUAAUAUCCACCGGACAGGGUCCAUAGACCAGCACUUGGAUACCCAUGGUGCCCAACAAGUCAGUUAUGCCAGCCACCCCAUUACACCUCCCAUUUCUGCCGGCCCUAUGGACAGCAAAAGUGACUCCCCAGCUGUACAGUCGCUCGUCAUGAUGUCGCAAGGAUCACAAGCUCCUGGCAUGCCCCAGAGCAUAUCCAUGACGGACCAACCGGGAUGGAAUCCCUCACGACUAUUUGAACAAUGGAACACCACAUUUGGUACGCCCGCCUCUCACACACAGCCCAGCUCCACCCCACCUCACACGAGCCCUCUUAACGCGUCGUCCUCAGGUGCUACGGAAGUCCCCACUAUCCAAGAUAUCCAGGCUGUUCAGGCUUCAAUGCCCGCUGGAUCGCAUCAGAUUUCCCCAUCCCAGUACUCAGCUGCUCCGGUCCCCAACUUUGUCACUCCAGCUAUGUGGCAAGAGUCGGUUGCUAGCGUUUACGAAGGCGGGUUGAAACGAGGCUGGGACUACGAUGGUGUUCCAGUGAUGAAGAGACACUGA